CUUUGACUUUAGUUUUACUCCCGACUUUAACGCGCAUUAUUGUAUCCUCGCGUUGUAUUCGGUAGAAAAGAAAGAAAGAACGAAGAAAUGCUUGCUAAAAAUUUUCGUGCGUUGUCUAAAUGUAUUAAUCUUACACGCAAUGAUAAAUUAGAAAUAUUACAAUCAAACAUUCUACACGGAAGAGGUAAAGGCUUAAGAAACACUCUAAAUAAAACUGUCCUCUUUGUUCAAAAUCGAGGGAAUUCUCAAGAGGCAAUAAAAAAUGAGAAGAAAGAAAAAAAUCUCUCUUAUCUCUAUCAUCCUGGUUUUGUACCAUUAAUGGAUAUAACAACUGGCGAAUUAUUUGAGACAGCCGCUGAAAAAUGGCCAAAUCGAGAAUGCAUUUUUUCUGUUCAUCAAAAAAUUCGUCUAACUUACGCUGAAGUCUAUCGAAGGGCAAAUAUGCUUGCGGCUGGUUUAAAAAAAUUGGGAUUAAAAAAUGGCGAUCGCCUUGGUUUAUGGGCACCGAAUGAUAUUGAAUGGUUCAUUGGAUACAUAGCUUCAGUUAGAUUGGGUUUAAUAAUGGUUGGCAUUAAUCCUGGCUAUGAGGAAAAUGAAAUUGAAUUUUGCUUGAAGAAAGUACAAGUGAAAGCAAUUAUUGCUCCCGAAUUAUUUCGAAGGAAAAAUUAUGCCAAUAUUCUUCUUCAGUGUAAAGAAAAAUGCCCAUUUUUGGAGCAUAUUAUUAUUUAUUCGGAAAAUCAUGUGAGAGGUACUCGACUUUUAACUGACGUGGUGAAUUUACCAACAAAAAAAGAUAUUGAAGAAAUUUGUAAAGAACAAAAAACAAUUUCACCUAACGAUGGCAGUAAUAUUCAAUUUACAUCGGGAACAACUGGAAAACCAAAAGCAGCAUUUUUGAGUCAUAGAGCGCUAGUAAAUAAUUCACGACAGGCAGCUGAACGUUUUGAAUUGCACGAUAAUAAUCAUAAAAUUUGUGUAAAUGUACCAUUUUUUCAUGCAUUUGGAAUGAUAGCGCAAACAUCCGCCUGGCAUUCGGGAACAACAUUAGUUCUUCCAGCGCCAACAUAUAAUCCAGUCAAUUCUUUGGACGCAAUUGUCAAUGAAAAAUGUUCUGGUAUUUAUGGUACUCCAACAAUGUGGGUGCAACUUAUUGAUGUCACUAAGCGAGUUGGCACCUAUUUCAAUCAUAUUACAACUGGAGCGGUUGGUGGUUCACCAUGUUCACAAGAACUUCAUCGAAGAAUAAAGGACACUUUCAAUUUAGAUCGAUUGAAGUCUGUAUACGGAUUGACGGAAACGACAGCAGUUGUUUUUCAAACUUUACCAAACGAAAAAAGAGAACUUACAGAGACUACUGUUGGACAUCUUUCAGAUCAUAUAGAAGUUAAGAUAAUGGACGAAAAUGGUUCAAUUGUUCCAAUGGGAGUAGGGGGAGAAUUAUGGGUUCGUGGUUAUGCCAAUAUGAUUAGUUAUUGGGAGGAUGAGGAGAAUACCAAAAAAAUGUUAACUGAAGAUGGCUGGCUAAAAACUGGCGAUCAGUUCAUUUUAAAACCCGAUGGUUAUGGACAAGUUGUUGGAAGAUUAAAGGACAUGAUUAUCCGGGGAGGGGAAAAUAUUUUCCCCAAGGAAAUCGAAGACUUUUUGCAAACACAUCAAGAAAUAUUGGAAGUUCAUGUGACUGGAAUAAAUGACGAUGUUUAUGGAGAAGAAGUUUGUGCGUUUAUUAGAUUAAAAGGGGGAUCGAAAUUAACAGCAGAAGAGUUGCGUAAUUGGUGUAAGGGAAAAAUUGCACAUUUCAAAAUUCCAAAAUAUUUUGAAUUCAGAAAUUCAUUUCCAUGUACGAGCAGUGGGAAAAUAAGGAAAUUUGUACUCAGGGACGAAUAUGAAGCUGAACUUGCGUCUAAAUGAAUGUAACAAACAAUGUAAAUUUUCGAAAAUUGGUUACUUUAUUGUAAAGAAGUAAAAAUCGUUCUUGUCAAAUUUCCAUUUUUGCAGAAGAGAAGUUUGAAAAAUGAAAAUAAUUAUUUUUAUAAAUUAUUUUUGGUUUUAAGUAAUCCAUUAUUAAUACAUAAAAACCCCCUAGAGCGUUGUUUGCUUUUGUAUUUAUGUAAUUUUUUAAAAAAUAAAAUUACGAAUUUUUUUAGAGA
This is a messenger RNA of Leptopilina heterotoma, 2147 nucleotides long. RefSeq names its product medium-chain acyl-CoA ligase ACSF2, mitochondrial (gene Acsf2). Gene Ontology annotation, biological process: fatty acid metabolic process. The transcript is spliced from 8 exons. Bases 88 to 1908 code for a protein of 606 amino acids. NCBI's taxonomy places the organism in Eukaryota, Metazoa, Arthropoda, Insecta, Hymenoptera, Figitidae. The record is from RefSeq and is a predicted model, not a curated record. Gene Ontology annotation, molecular function: medium-chain fatty acid-CoA ligase activity.